This is a messenger RNA of Parasteatoda tepidariorum (common house spider), 645 nucleotides long. Lineage: Eukaryota; Metazoa; Arthropoda; Arachnida; Araneae; Theridiidae. The record is from RefSeq and is a predicted model, not a curated record.
AAAUGCCUUUUUUUCACAUUCUGACUGCUGAUUUACUUUAAUAGUCGGUAUUUCAUAUUGUUCAUAUAUUUUAGGCUGCCCUUGAUUGUGCUAUUCAUUAUGCUUCACAAAGAUUAGCUUUUGGAAAUCCUAUACUUAGUAAACAAGCAAUACAGAUGAAACUGGCUGAUAUGGAAACAAGAUUAGAAGCUGCUCGUUUGCUGACAUGGAAAGCUACCAUGUUGAAAGAUGCUGGACAAAAUUACACAAAGGAAGCUGCAAUGGCUAAACUUACAGCUUCUGAGACUGCAACAUUUGUGGCUCAUCAGGCUAUUCAAAUCUUAGGUGGUAUGGGCUAUGUAACUGACAUGCCUGCUGAAAGGCAUUACAGAGAUGCAAGAAUAACAGAAAUUUAUGAAGGUACAAGUGAAAUUCAAAGGAUUGUUAUUGCAGGGAAUCUUACUAAAGAAUAUGGGCUCAACUAAUACUUUCCGAAUUAUAGAAAUGUAUUGAAAUUUAUAUUGCUUUAAGUGUACCUGAUUUUUUAUUAUUUUAAAUGAAAUAAUUAUACCCAAUUGUUUUAAAUAUACUUCACCUUUAUAGAUUUCACUAAAGCUCUGAUCAAUUUAUAUGCUAUUUUUAUAACAAUAAAAUAUGUUUUUUGCA